CCCUCACACAAUCCACCCACCAUACUUCCCAAAAAUGUGUGUGUAUGUGAGAAAGAGAAACAGACAGAGCAAAAGGCGGUGCAAGCGAGCUUCAGUACACGACCUGAAAGUUUCAAGGGCACAGGGGGAAAAGAUCGAUUGAGGAUGAUGAACGUGAUGACAAAGAGCUGGACAACGUGAGGAUGUGUGGUUCUGGAAGAAACUGGAAUCUCUAAUUAAUUCAUAUCUGACGUUUCUGAAGAGGGAGCACAGUGACAAGAGAGGAUAAAAGAUAGCAGACACUCCCCACCAACUCAUUUCUCCGUUCACUCAACUGCCAAGUACUGUACAAGGAGCAUCAAUGGAUCUGCCAAUCGACCUCCUCAUCUUUCUCCUCCUCCUUGCCAUCAGUGGAGUUCUUGGAGCGUGCCCAGAUGGAUGCCAGUGCAAAGACAACAAAAUCCUUUGCCAUGGCAGGUCAAUCACAGAGUUUCCCUCCUCAGUGCCUGGUUCCACUACCACCUUCUACAUCUCCAACACCAACAUCACCGCUCUCAAACCUGAUGACUUGGCUGGUUUUGCCGAGGCCCUUGGCAUCUUUGUCGUCAAAGACACUGGGAUCAGAGAAGUAUUCCCUGGCACCUUUGACCUCACCCGUAACUUGGGUGCCCUGGGCUUCACCGGCACUGAGCUGAAUGACCUGCCUGAGGCCUUGUUUGUAAAUCUGGUGAAGCUGGAAUCUCUGACUCUGAGCGGCAACAAGCUCCUGGUGCUUCGCCCCGCCUGGCUUUACUCCCUCGCUGCUCUGAGGACCCUGGACUUCAGCAAGAACCUCAUCACGUCUGUACCAGAGAAGGCCUUUCGCUCUGUCACUCAGCUGGAGCAUCUCACCCUGGCCAGGAACGGCAUCAACCAACUCUACAGGGACACCUUCAGGGGCCUGAGCAAGAUCAAAUCCCUGCGUCUGAACCGGAACGCUCUUAGGGCGAUCCCUGCUGGAGCGUUUGAUGACCUGGUAAGCCUGGAGGAGCUCUCUCUACAGGAUAAUGCCAUCACUCAUCUCCCCGCUAACCUGUUCUCCCAGCUGCAGAGCCUAAAGAAGCUUUAUCUCUCCAGCAACCGGCUGACUUCCCUCCCAGAGGGGAUUCUCCUCAACCUCCCUAACCUGGCCCAGAUCUCACUGUAUGAGAACGAGCUCCAGAGUCUGUCCCCAGGAGUGUUCGGCCCCAUGGCCGUGAGGGAGCUGUGGCUGUAUGACAACCGGCUGACCCACCUGGAGGAACACACCUUCAGCAACCUGACCCAGCUGCGUCUGCUGGUACUGAGCCGGAACCAGAUCAGCUCUGUGUCUCCCGGGGCCUUCAGUGGGCUGGCAGAGCUGGGGGAAGUGUCCCUACACACCAACCUCCUCACCAGCCUGCAGGAAGGCACCUUCCAGGGGCUGCAUAAGCUGGUAAACAUCUCCCUGGAGAACAACUACAUCCACUCCCUUCCUGCCAGGCUUCUCCAUGGCCACUCCCACCUUGGCCAACUGGACCUCCACAACAACUCCCUCCUCAACCUGCCCUCAGAGCUCCUCAGCACCCUCACGGUGGCCAAUGAGGUGCUGCUCGCUGAAAAUCCCUGGAAGUGUGACCAGGACAUCGUGCCACUGCGGGACUGGCUGACACGGAACCCCACCAAGGCUAACCUCAGUACUGUGGUGUGCCUCACGCCCUCUGUCUUAAGCGGUGACAGCAUAGCCGAACUGACUGACGAGGAGCUGAUGCUGUCCACUCCGACCGCCGUCCCUGAUACCACCCCGACAGAGAAGAGAAGGAAGCCCCACACCCCCGCUCCCAAGAGGAGCACCCCCUCCCCUGCUGCAGAGGCCACGCCCACCCAGGAGCAGGGGGAGGACACCAGCAGUGGGCAGGGGAACGGAGAGGGCGUGUCCAGGAAUACGCAGAUCAUUAUCAUCGCGGUGGUCUGCACCGCCAUCAUCACCAGUCUCAUCGUCUGCUGCGUCUGCUGGAGGAGGAACAACAGAGGCAGCCGCAACCUUGGCCGCAGGAACAAAAACAAUUCGGUCAUCUAGACUGGCCCAGAGGCCUGAGAACCACAUAGGAGGUGUACUGUACAGUUAUGCUGAGCAUGCCAGAGCAAACAUCCUGAUGCAGUUGCUCCCAAACAUCUUAGCACAGGAACCCAUCGUGUCUCUAUCAUGUCUCUUCAAGAACUCAUGACCAAGGACAGACUAGCUGGGGCCUGAGCCUUGGGGAACUCUACUUUGAUCGAAUAAGUUAUUCUGAUUGGGAUCCCAUAAUAUUAGAAUUAAGCCAUUUUGCAAGUCCCUCUUCAGCAAGCUUUCUGAGGUUUGAACGAUAUUUAGCACAAAUAACCAAAAAGAACAUCUCAUAAACCAACAAUAAUCAUCUGGAAAUUGCAUGGAUGAUAU
This is a messenger RNA of Salmo salar (Atlantic salmon), 2416 nucleotides long. RefSeq lists its product as uncharacterized. Lineage: Eukaryota; Metazoa; Chordata; Actinopteri; Salmoniformes; Salmonidae. The record is from RefSeq and is a predicted model, not a curated record. Gene Ontology annotation, cellular component: plasma membrane. Gene Ontology annotation, molecular function: protein binding.